This is a messenger RNA of Saccostrea cuccullata (small rock oyster), 1786 nucleotides long. Its product is annotated as syntaxin-18-like. The coding region runs from base 89 to 1069 and encodes 326 amino acids. The transcript is spliced from 11 exons. NCBI's taxonomy places the organism in Eukaryota, Metazoa, Mollusca, Bivalvia, Ostreida, Ostreidae. Gene Ontology annotation, cellular component: endoplasmic reticulum; SNARE complex. Gene Ontology annotation, biological process: retrograde vesicle-mediated transport, Golgi to endoplasmic reticulum. The record is from RefSeq and is a predicted model, not a curated record.
CUUUCGUUUUUAGGAGCAUUCGAAACAUUUCUAAAUUUUGCCUUGUGAUUGUGAUUGUGUACACGUUGGAAAAGAAGAGAUCAUCGAAAUGGCAGAUAUUACAAAUGUUUUCAAAGCAACAGUGAAGGCUUUACGAACCAGAAAGAAAUUUACAGGAGAUGGACAAAAAUCACAGACGUUUACUAAUAUUUUACCAUCAUCAAAGCACAAAGGCGACUUUGAAAAGAAAAGCAAAGAAGUAGUGCAGAGUAUCACAAAAUUGAAAGACUUCUUACUGGAACACAGGAAAGCCUAUGUUAGCACUGGAGGUCACCUGAGUGCAGAAACAUCCAGCAUGACAGACACGGAACGUGAUAAGAUUGAUGAAGAGGCAGAGAAGGUGAUCCACAUGUGUCAGGAAUCUUUGACUCUGAUUAAAAACUUAAAUGGCCGACUUCAACCUCAGACAAAAGAACACAGAGCAGCUGUCAUCAAACUUGUAGAUGAUUAUUUGAAAGUGGUUUGUAAACUUUACAGUGAGCAGAGAGCAGUGAGGGUGAAGAGGGUAGUUGAUAGAAAAAGAUUGUCAAAAUUGGAACCUGACAAGUUAAUAAAACAGAAACGACUUAACAAGCAGCCCUCUCCAACAGAACUUAACAACACUAAUCAAUCCAAUGAACAGAGCCAGUCUAGUCAAGAAGAUGAAAAAACACCCACAAAAUCUAAACAUUCAGAGGAAAGGAUGGAGGAAGAGGAGGACAUAUCACCGGAGGAGGCACAGAUGUUUGAGAAAGAAAAUGCAGCAUUAUUUGAAGAGAUGAGUAGUAUGUCACAAGAAGUUGGUCAAAUAGAGGGUAAAGUCAUGGAAAUUGCCAAACUCCAAGAAAUCUUCACAGAAAAAGUGUUAGAACAGGAGAAAGAUAUAGACAGAAUUGAGCAGGUGGUUGUUGGUUCCACAGAAAACAUUAAAGAGGGCAAUGAGGAGAUCAGACAAGCUAUGAAGAACAGUGCUGGUUUCCGUGUUUACAUUUUAUUUUUCCUCCUCCUACUGACUCUAUCACUACUUUUCCUGGACUGGUACAACAGCUAACAAAGGGAGACAACUUGUAUAGAAAAAGAAUUCAAGCUGUUAAAGGGAGCCAACUUUUGUCCCCCAGUGUUAUAAUUUGAAACCUCACAGAUGCCAACUUGGGAAAGUGCAAUUUGCUUGCUGGAGCGUCCUCCUUAUAGACAAUAGUAUUAUUACUACUUUAGCCAGCUCUUCUUUUGCCUUUUGUACACCCCAUCACAGAAAUGAUAACAAUAAUUUAGACAAGUAGUGCAUUGUAUUUAGUGCAUAUAACAGUAAUUUUAAAAACAAGUUGCACUUGUAUACUGUAAAAUCACAUAUUUUCAUGGGGUCAAAUUUUUGUGGUUUUAGUAAAAACUCUUGGUUCGUGGGGAUUUGAAUUCGUGGAUGAAGAAUUGUUAUUAUGUAUGUAACAUUUUACAUUUAGUGGUGGACAUGAAUUCGUGGGUCUCUUCAUACCUCAAAAACAAUGAAAAUUAAACCCCCACGAAAAUUUGUGAUUUCACAGUACUUUGAAUUGAUUGUUACAUAUAAAUGGCUUAGUUGUGGCUAUUUCUUCCUCAAACAAAUGAAGAGCUUUGUGUUUGUGUAAUUUUGGAUUUCAAGAAAAAUAACACAGUAAUUGUCUUUUCUUCGUUUUAUUUCAUAACAUAUAAAUUGUUAAAGUAUAUAAAAAAUUAAUUUAUAUGAAUUUGUAUAUUUGUUUGUACAUGAAAUAAUUAAAUAAAUUAUCAAGAG